CCGGGCGGUGCGUCCAUGGAGAUCCACCAGGAGCUCACGCGCUCGCCCACCAUCCGCACCCACCUGCUCCGCCACGAGCAGGGCGAGGCCUUCGCCGCGUCAGGCUACGCGCGCGCUUCCGGCCGGCCCGGCGUCUGCAUCGCCACCUCCGGCCCCGGUGCCACCAACCUCGUCACCGCGCUCGCCGAUGCGUAUCUCGACUCCGUGCCAUUCGUCGCCAUCACCGGCCAGGUCCCGCGGUACAUGAUCGGGACGGGCGCCUUUCAGGAAACGCCGGUCGUGGAAGUCACUCGCCCCAUCACCAAGCACAACUAUCUGGUUCUCGACGUGGACGACAUCCCCCGCAUCAUCAAAGAGGCCUUCUUCCUCGCGUCGUCCGGACGUCCAGGGCCUGUUCUGGUCGACAUCCCCAAGGACAUCCAGCAGCACAUGGCUGUGCCGUCCUGGGGCACGCCCAUGCAGCUACCCAACAGGUACAUUGCGCGCCUGCCCGAGCAGCCGGCCACUGACCUGCUCGAGCAAGUCAUCCACCUUGCGGCCGAGGCCAGGAGACCCGUUCUCUACGUUGGUGGCGGAUGCUCUGCGUCUGGUGAUGAGCUGCGCCGCUUUGUUGAGCUCACGGGCAUCCCGGUGGCAACCACUCUGAUGGGUCUCGGUAACUUUCCUAGCGACCAUCCGCUGUCACUGCGCAUGCUUGGGAUGCAUGGGACCGUGUAUGCCAAUUACGCCGUGGAUAAGGCUGACUUGUUGCUUGCAUUUGGUGUGCGGUUCGACGAUCGCGUGACUGGGAGGAUUGAGGCUUUUGCGAGCAGGGCCAAGAUUGUGCACAUUGACAUUGACCCCGCGGAGAUUGGGAAGAACAAGCAGCCACACGUCUCAAUUUGUGCAGAUGUCAAGCUUGCUUUGCAGGGUAUGAAUGCUCUGCUAGAAGGGAGCAUUGGGGAGAGGAAUUUUGACUACCGUGAUUGGUGCUCGGAGUUGGAGCAGAAAAGAAUUGAGUUUCCCCUAGGUUAUCAAACAUUUGGUGAAGCCAUUCCACCGCAAUAUGCUAUCCAGGUGCUGGACGAGAUGACAAAUGGGGAGGCAAUCGUUGCCACCGGCGUUGGGCAGCAUCAGAUGUGGGCGGCUCAGUAUUACACCUAUAGGAGGCCUAGACAAUGGUUGUCGUCUGGUGGGCUGGGGGCAAUGGGCUUUGGGUUGCCGGCAGCUGCUGGUGCCGCAGUGGCCAACCCAGGUGUCACUGUGGUCGACAUUGAUGGAGACGGUAGCUUCCUCAUGAACAUCCAAGAGUUGGCAAUGAUCCGAAUUGAGAACCUCCAAGUGAAGGUCAUGGUUCUUAACAACCAGCAUCUGGGUAUGGUGGUGCAGUGGGAGGACAUACUCUACAAAGCCAACCGAGCACACACCUACCUAGGCAACCCGGAGAAGGGGAGUGUGAUUUACCCAGACUUCAUCACAAUUGCCAGAGGCUUCAGUAUCCCUGCGGUCCGAGUGGCAAACAAGAGCGAAGUUCGUGCUGCCAUCAAGGAGAUGCUUGAGACACCAGGCCCGUACUUGCUGGACGUCAUCGUCCCACACCAGGAACAUGUCCUACCCAUGAUCCCAAGUGGUGGAUCUUUCAAGGACACGAUCCUGGAUGGAGAUGGUCAAACUCUCCAUUAG
Messenger RNA from Triticum dicoccoides, 1662 nucleotides. Its product is annotated as acetolactate synthase 1, chloroplastic-like. Gene Ontology annotation, cellular component: acetolactate synthase complex. The record is from RefSeq and is a predicted model, not a curated record. The transcript is spliced from 2 exons. Lineage: Eukaryota; Viridiplantae; Streptophyta; Magnoliopsida; Poales; Poaceae. Gene Ontology annotation, molecular function: magnesium ion binding; thiamine pyrophosphate binding; acetolactate synthase activity. The coding region runs from base 16 to 1662 and encodes 548 amino acids. Gene Ontology annotation, biological process: L-valine biosynthetic process.